CUUUUGAAUACUGUAUUUGCAACAAUACCGUCAUAAAAAGUAGAAACUUAGCAAAAAGAAAGCGAGGAGAAGUCGAAGAUGGACGACGACCAAGGAAGUAGCGGGAGCAACGGCGGUCACUUGGAGACGGGAAGAGCUGACAGAUCGGUGUGGCUUAUGAAGUGCCCGCCGGUAGUGGCGAGGUCGUUUCAGAGUCAUGCUUCUUCCUCGGAUACUCAUCCGGUGGCUAAAGUCGUUCUUUCUCUCGAUCCACUCCGAUCUGACGAUCCCUCUUCUCUUCAGGUACUCCUAAUCUGGCUUCAGCUUACCUUGAAUUUGUUACCUUUGUUAAAUUCCUGAUCCGCAAACGCUUUAUUUCGAAUUUGUUUGAAUCUUGUUUGGAUUCUAGUAUCAUAAUAGAAAACCCUAGCUUAUUGAGAGUGGAGUAUUGUUGCUUAAAAGCUAAUGGUGAUCUUGAGUUUUCAAUUUGAACAUUCGUGAAGAAUGUUCAGGAAUCAUAGGUACAAAGGAUUCAAUUUACGCUUGAAGACUCCAUGUAGAAUGAAUAUAGUUUCGAUGUCGUCUUUGCCUUAUAAUUAUUGUAUUAUAUUUGUUAGAUUUCUCUCUUUAUGAUAUAAAGAUGCCUAAUUGAAGACUUAAGUUGACUGAAGGUACAUCAGACAGGAAUCUUUUUCAGGGGAAGAAUAUCACAUAAUUUGUUUACAAUUGGUGACGCCUCUGUUGUUAUUCUUUCUGGGAAGACUUCUUUUAUUGUGUCCUCUUUUCUUACACAUUUAUUCAUUGAUUGGCAGUUUACAAUGGAAAUGGCUGCUACUGAGACAUCAC
Molecule: messenger RNA, 825 nt
Organism: Rubroshorea leprosula
Lineage: Eukaryota; Viridiplantae; Streptophyta; Magnoliopsida; Malvales; Dipterocarpaceae
Source: the annotation of a GenBank genome assembly